Microthlaspi erraticum is the source of this 576-nucleotide messenger RNA. NCBI's taxonomy places the organism in Eukaryota, Viridiplantae, Streptophyta, Magnoliopsida, Brassicales, Brassicaceae. The record is from the annotation of a GenBank genome assembly.
AUGGAUUUCAUCAAGACCACUUCCCUGCGUGCUCUGAGUGAGUUAACUUUCCAACGCAAGUGGAUUGGCAUCAUUUGGAUGAGUAGAAAAGGAAUUAUGAUCAAAAUAGCAAAGACUGGUCCAGCAGCUCUAUCGAGAAGCCGCGGCCGAACCAAGCGGAACGGCCGGCCGAGCAAUAUCCGUCCCGCGGUCGGCCAACAUCCGAACGCUCAUCCGUCUCGCCUGAACAAAGUCCGAGCUCACGUACCGAUCCGGGAAGCAUCGUCCCGCGGUCGGCCAAACCAAAACCACGCAGCCGAAGCCGCGCACGACCGUACCGCACAAACCGGGAAGCAUCGCCUCGCGGCCGUGCGGCACAACUCAUGUACCGCGGCCGAUCGCGCCGUCCGACCAGGAAGGCCUCGUCCCACGUCCGGCCGAAUCCUUCGACCAAAAUCAUCCGUCCGGCCGAGCCCGACGAACAACGCGAAAACUCUCGGCCACGAUCGACCGACCGUGCCGAUAGCCGACCACGACAGCCGGCCGAAAGUCCCGACCGACCGUCCGAACGGCCCGGUCGACCGAAGCCGUUUUUGA